Molecule: messenger RNA, 546 nt
Organism: Habropoda laboriosa
Lineage: Eukaryota; Metazoa; Arthropoda; Insecta; Hymenoptera; Apidae
Product: neuroligin 4-like
Exons: 3
Coding region: 1-546 (181 amino acids)
Biological process (GO): postsynaptic membrane assembly; modulation of chemical synaptic transmission; synaptic vesicle endocytosis
Cellular component (GO): postsynaptic membrane; synapse; cell surface
Molecular function (GO): neurexin family protein binding; signaling receptor activity
Source: RefSeq, a predicted model, not a curated record
AUGACGUCGUCGAUCCUGGCGCUGCUCGGCCUAAUCCUGGCGACCGCCAGCGCCGAGCUCAGCUCGAGGAUCGUCAGGACAAAGUACGGCGAACUGUCGGGCGCGAUCGUGACCCUCGACCGGCAUUUGGAGGGCGUCGAGGUGUUCCGUGGAGUUCCGUACGCGUCGCCGCCGAUCGGCUCGCUGCGUUUUAUGCCACCUGUCAGCGGCGCGAUCUGGCACGGCGUCAAGGUGGCGGACAAGUUUGGGCCCGUCUGCCCGCAAAGGUUGCCCGAGCUCACCGACAAGAUGCCCAAGGGAAGAGUCGAUUACCUGAGGAGGCUGCUACCCUAUCUGAGGAACCAGAGCGAGGACUGCCUUUAUCUGAACAUUUACGCGCCGGUUCAAGUUUUGUAUACGUGCGACGAAGAUCUAUUGAUCAAUGAUUCUCUCAUGGUAGCUUUAGGAGAAUUGUGGUACGGUGGUUGCGGUACUGAACAAUGGAGUACCUUGAGAACCUCUGGUAUGGAUUCAGAUUGGUCUUACUGUAGAGAAGGCAAAAUGUAA